Molecule: messenger RNA, 651 nt
Organism: Acyrthosiphon pisum (pea aphid)
Lineage: Eukaryota; Metazoa; Arthropoda; Insecta; Hemiptera; Aphididae
Exons: 3
Coding region: 1-651 (216 amino acids)
Source: RefSeq, a predicted model, not a curated record
AUGUUGUCAGGUAGGUUGCCUUGGGAAAGUGAUAGUAGUGAUGAUGAAGCUUUGUUAUUAUUUUCAUUAAAUAAUAAUAAUAAACAAAAAAGGAAAUGGGUCCAUGAAGUAAACAUGGAACGUAAAAAGUUUGAAUAUUUUCGUAUGGGUAUGAAACAAUUUGAUCAACUUUUAUCAAUUAUUAAAAAGGACAUCGAGAAAAAGGAAUUAAAUCUCAGGGAAAGUAUUACAGCCGAGGAACGAUUAGCCGUUUGUUUAAGGUUUCUAGCCACUGGAAAUUCAUUUCGGUCAUUAGCUUUCAAUUAUCGCAUGGGCAGGUCUACAAUAAGUAACAUAGUCGAAGAAGUCUGCGAAGCCCUAUGGAAAAACCUUCAGCCUAUCGUAAUGCCUGAUCCUAAUGAAGAAAUAUGGAGAGCUUCAGAAAAAGUGUUUAAAGAAAAAUGGAACUUCCCUCAUUGUGUUGCUGCAAUCGAUGGGAAGCAUGUCCGUGUUAAGGCACCGGCUCAUAAAGGUUCAGAAUUUUUCAACUAUAAAAAAUAUCACUCGGUUGUCUUGCUAGCACUAGUAGAUGGAAAUAAAAUGUUGUUGGGCAAUAUGGAAGAGUUAGUGAUGCAAGUGUGUAUAGUAACAGCACUAUUGGAAAACGUUUAA